Molecule: messenger RNA, 2637 nt
Organism: Magnolia sinica
Lineage: Eukaryota; Viridiplantae; Streptophyta; Magnoliopsida; Magnoliales; Magnoliaceae
Product: G-type lectin S-receptor-like serine/threonine-protein kinase LECRK3
Exons: 1
Coding region: 101-2521 (806 amino acids)
Biological process (GO): protein phosphorylation
Molecular function (GO): ATP binding; protein serine/threonine kinase activity
Source: RefSeq, a predicted model, not a curated record
GUGACUUUUUGAUAUACUUAAAGGAGAACAUCUUCUACUUCGCUUGGUGUAGGUUGUGUCUUCUCUUCCUCUGAUUCAAGUAAUCUCUCUCAACUUGAAAAUGUCUUCUCCUCUUGCUCAUCUUCUCUAUCUCUUGCUUCUGUUUCUACCUCUUUCUGCCCUCUCUCAAACUCACCAUAACAUAAGCUUAAAGUCUUCUCUUUCCACCCAAGAUAAAAACCCGUCAUGGCUCUCUCCUUCCGGCGAAUUCGCCUUCGGAUUCCAUCCCCUCCCAGAAAGUAAUCUCUUCUUGCUAGCAAUCUGGUUCGACAAAAUACCUGAAAAAACGAUAGUUUGGUGGGCAAACAAAGACAAUCCGCCGUUGCGGAAAGGAUCGAAAGUUGAGCUAACUAGCAGUGGGCUCAUUCUCAACGAUCAUCAAGGCCAAGAGGUGUGGCGAGCCGAGUCCAGCAAUGGUGAGGCAAUCGCAUCAGCUGUCAUGCGUGACAAUGGGAGCUUCGUGCUCAUGAGCCCGGAUUCUAAUAUUACAUGGGAGAGCUUCAGCGAUCCGACCGAUACCAUCUUGCCAACACAGGUAUUGAGACUAGGCAGCGAACUUCGGUCCGUUCUAACAGAGACCGACUACUCAAAGGGACGGUUCUCACUCCGUCUACAGACCGAUGGGAAUCUGGUUCUUUAUCCCACUGUUCUCCCCUCGAAAGAUUCCAUUUACAGUGCUUAUUGGGCUAGCAAUACAGUAGGGAAUGGUACUCAGCUGGUCUUCAAUUCAUCCGGUCGCAUUCACCUCACGCUAAGAAAUGGAGGUCCGCUUGAUCUUGCCCGGGCGAAUGGAGCUUCGAUUACGGAAUUCUAUCAGAGAGCGACGUUGGAUUUUGAUGGAGUUUUCAGGAAAUACGUCCGACCAAAGUCCCAAAGUAACAAUGGGAGCUGGCCCAUGUCAUGGACUGCUGUGUAUUCUCUGCCGGAGAACAUGUGCACAAUGGAUUUCGGUAACGUGGGUCCUGGUGCUUGUGGGUUCAACAGCUAUUGCAAGAUGGAUGGGAAUCAAAGGCCAAGCUGUAAUUGUCCACCUGGGUAUUCCUUCCAGGAUCCAAACAACAAAUACAAAGGGUGCAAACUGGACUUUUCACCGCAGACUUGCAAUCAGGACGGGUCGGAAGAAGAUACUCAGUUCGUGAUGACGCAGUUGCUUAAUACAGAUUGGAAGGGAUCGGAGUAUGAAAUAUAUAGAGAUGUGGAAGAAGACGAGUGUAGGAAAUAUUGCUUGAACGAUUGUUUAUGCAUGGCAGCUGCUUUCUCUGACGGAGGUUGUUAUAAGAAGAGGUUUCCGCUCUCCAAUGGGAGGAUGGAUUCGAGUACUAGACAUAAGAUUCUCAUCAAAGUGUCAAUAAAUAAUUCUUCUCUUCCACCUCCAGGUGUAGUUGGAAGGAAGAAAGAUCGAUCGACUUUGAUCCUUGCCGGAUCAGUGCUUUUGGGUGGCUCAGUAUUUCUCAAUCUUAUGUUUUUGUUAGCGGUUUUAUUGCUCAGUUUCAUCUUACAUCGCAGAAAAAUACCGGAAGUUAAUAAAAACUCGAUCAUGUUGGGAAAGAAUCUGCGUUGCUUUACUUACAAAGAGCUCGAAGAAGCGACCAGCGGGUUCAAGGAAGAAUUGGGUAGUGGUGCUUUUGGUACUGUUUAUAGAGGGUCCUUAGCGCUGGGCGAUUCUGCAGAUUCCGCAACCUCCGUCGCAAUCAAGAAGCUAGAGAAAGUGGUUGAAGACGGCGAGAAGGAAUUUACAACAGAAGUGAUUGCAAUCGGACAGACCCAUCACAAGAAUCUAGUCCAACUGAUUGGAUUCUGUGAUGAGGGGCCGCACCGACUUCUGGUCUACGAGUUCAUGAGCAAUGGUUCUUUAUCAAGCUUCCUCUUCGGGAGCUUGAAACCCAAAUGGUACCAGCGGUUGCAGAUUGCAUUCGGAAUUGCAAGAGGGCUAACUUACUUACAUGAAGAGUGCAGCACCCAAAUCAUACACUGUGAUAUAAAGCCUCAGAACAUACUUCUAGAUGACUAUUUCACAGCAAGGAUAUCCGACUUUGGAUUGGCGAAGCUUUUGAAGACGGAUCAGACCCGAACAAGCACGGGCAUCAGAGGGACGAGAGGGUAUGUGGCGCCUGAAUGGUUCAAGAAGAUGCCGAUCACAGCAAAGGUUGAUGUCUACAGCUUUGGCAUCAUGUUGUUGGAGAUCAUUUGUUGUAGGAAGAAUGUAGGAUUGAAGGCAGGGAAUGAAGAGGUGGAGAUAUUGUCUGAUUGGGCUUACGAUUGUUACAGAGAAGGGAAGCUGGAUCUGUUAGUGGAGAAUGACGAAGAUGCGGUGAUGGACGGACUGCGGAAGCUGGAGAGAUUGGUGAAGGUGGCGAUUUGGUGUGUUCAAGAAGAGCCAGGUCUAAGGCCUUCCAUGAAGAAGGUGACACAGAUGCUAGAAGGAGCGGUCGACGUUUCUGCACCACCUGAUCCGUCUUCCUUUCUUAGUUCAUUAUGUUGAAUCCGAUCUACAGCUACUCAUCAUCACUAUUGCAUGUUUUCGCUACAGUAAACAUUCAAAACUUUGAUCUUAUAUAUUUAGCACAUGAAAACUCUGAUACUCGGACAGAUGGCAGU